GCUGGAGAUGGGGCUCGAUCCCACAACCCUGGGAUCAUGACCUGAGCCCAAAUUGAGACUCAGACGCUCAACCCACUGAGCCACCAGGCCCCCCAGGAUCAAGUAUUGUCUGGAAGCCGUCCUGCAUCUGCAAGAGAGAAAACUGCGUCCACCUCUCGCAGAUACACUGUCCCAGCCGUCCCCACUUGGCUCACUGGACAUCCAACAAACAGGGAGUCAGCGCCUGCCGUCUGCCACUGGGCCACACGCUCACCCCUUCACGAGCCACACAGAAAUGGCCCGCGCUAUUUCCCAUGAAAGGAUGUUGAGAGGACUCGUAGCCCUGGUUUAGCGAGGGAAAUCUCUCUUGGGGGGGUAGUACUCAAUAUGAAAUGAAACCAAGCAGUUGCUGACAAAUUUUGAAUGGAUGGCUAUUGAAAAGCUGGAGAGAACGUCACUAACGCAACCAACACUUGUUAACUCUGGCUUGAGACAGCUUCCCGAAGGCAGACUGGAAACCCUCACAGGGCUCAGUCCAGGAGUUUGCGGGCAGCCGGGGGAGGAGGCUGAAAAGGUCCCAGCAGACCUUGGUGGAGGGCAUGCCUGCUGGCCCCGUGCACCUGCUCAGGCAGCCCGCCAUCGUGAGCCUCCCCCAUGGGGAUGUGGGCAGAAAGCAGCCGCGGCCCCCACUGAGGAAGGCCCUGAGUGUCCCAGGCCAGCACCCGGGCAAAGGAGCCUGCUGGUGUCGUGGAAACGCCUCAGGAAAAGAUCAAAGCGCCCCUCCUUGUGCAAGGCAAGGCGGUGCUGUAAGAGCAGCCCCAGACAGAGGGCAAAGGUCCCCCCCCCCACCCAAACUGCUGCACCAGACCUUCUCCUGUGGUGUCUGUUUUUUUCUGAAAGGAAAAGCACAGAAUUGGUCAGUAGGAAACCAGGUAGAGAUCUGAUUUCCUGCGGUGAAGCCAGUGCCCGGGCGCCUCCCGGCUGUGUCCCCUCACUGCCCCAGGCCCUUCCGCCAGCCUCCCCUACUCUCCCCCUCUGCCCCAGGCCCAACCCUGGGCCAGCAUGGCCCUUUAUUUGGAAACCUCUCAGAUGGCCAGUGUCUCUCUCAGGUUCCACCGGGUCUGACCAUGCCCGCCUCCGUCCCUGCCCCCCCCCACCUGUCUGGCUGGACGCUGCCCAGCCACAAGAGCCCAGUCCCCCCAUGGGGCCUUUGCCGUGGUGGUUCCAUCCGCUGGGAUCACUCAUCACUCCCCUCAGAUCCCAGCUCGAGUUUCCUCUUCUCCAAACGCUCUUCCCAUCAGGCAGGUCUCCCUGGCGGAGGUGCAGGCGCCAGGUGCCGUCAGCUCAGGCCAGGAGGCGUGGAGCCCAUGUCUCUGCAUCCCGGGCACCCAGGCUGUGCCCGUCACCUGGCAGGGCAUCAGAAACAGGUCAUGAUGCUGGGUACUGGGCGAGAGACUCUAUGCUCUGGAUCUGGCCCCCACUGCUCGUCAACACCCUUCUUGCCAAGGCCACCAGCGUCCCCCUCGGCACCGCCUCCAGUGGACCUCUUUGCAACCCGGCCUGGGGUCCGGGAGGGGCCUGGCCGCCCGCUGAGACCAGGCUCGCGAAGCUACGAAGCCGGGCGCCGCUCCCGCCGCAGCCGACAGCCCUGCAGCAGUCGGCAGCAACGAGCCCACCGCCCCACCAGCCACCGCGCCUCACCCCCAGCGGCGGCUGGAGUCCCCGGAAGACUCCAAAGGCCCAGAGGAGCCGGGGUAGGGGGCUCGACUUCCGGGACGCGCAGGGGCUACUUCCGGGAGCGAUGCGCGCCCACCCCUGCCUGCGGAUGCAAAUCGACUCCAGGCUGGUCCAGUCCUCCUGUUUGGGCUAA
Messenger RNA from Herpailurus yagouaroundi (jaguarundi), 1849 nucleotides. RefSeq lists its product as uncharacterized. Lineage: Eukaryota; Metazoa; Chordata; Mammalia; Carnivora; Felidae. The record is from RefSeq and is a predicted model, not a curated record. The coding region runs from base 407 to 1849 and encodes 480 amino acids. The transcript is spliced from 5 exons.